GUGUCGUCAGAUUGCAGUCUGCAGAGCGAGCCACCGAAGUUGAGGAAGGGACCUAUUGAGCUAGCUUGUUUUUUUAAGUUUAGCGUUGUUGGGCAGCAAUAAUGGUUGAUAAGAUGGAUAUGUCUUUAGACGACAUUAUCAAGCAGAACAGGCGAGGUGGCGGAGGCCGCGGAGGAAGAGGCCGUGGCCGCGGAGGCUCUGGCGGCGCCCGCGGAGGCGCUGGGCGUCUUGGAGGUGGAGGCGGCGGAGGAUUUGGAGGCCGAGGCGGCGGAUCCGGCCCCAUGAGGAACCGACAGAACCUGAGCCGCGCCCGGGGCAGACCAACGCCUUAUAGCAGGCCCAAACAGCUUCCAGACAAGUGGCAGCACGACAUGUAUGACAACAGCUUUGGCGGAUUCAAUGGAGCUGCUGGUGGCGGCGGUGCAGGCGUUGAAACGGGAGGAAAGCUUCUGGUCUCCAACCUCGACUUCGGUGUCUCAGAUGCAGAUAUUCAGGAGCUUUUCGCUGAAUUUGGAACCUUAAAAAAGGCUGCAGUUCAUUAUGACCGCUCCGGAAGAAGCUUGGGAACUGCUGAUGUUCACUUUGAAAGGAGGGCAGAUGCUCUGAAGGCAAUGAAGCAAUACAACGGAAUCCCACUUGAUGGCCGACCCAUGAACAUACAGCUCGUCACAUCACAGAUUGACACACAGAGGCGACCGAUGCAGGGUGUCAGUCGAGGAGGUGGCAUGAACAAAGGUCGCGGUGGAUUUGGUGGGAUGCAAAACAGGCGAGGAGGCAGAGGGGCCGGUGGUGCCAGAGGUCGGGGAAGGGGCGGCCGUGGCGGUGGAGGACCCAGCCGGCAACAGUUGUCAGCAGAAGAACUUGAUGCUCAGUUAGACGCCUACAAUGCCAGAAUGGACACGAGUUAAGCAGUGCUUCUCCUGUGAUUGUCCCCUCUCUGCACGAAGGGGCACUUGUUAAAUUGUGCAGAAUAUUUUACACAUGGUUGUCUGGUGUGAUUGCAAUUGUUCCGACCUCUUCUUUUAAAUGCUCCAAAGUGUUUUUUACCAGUAUUUUUGUUUCUCACGUGUUUUGGCAGUAGGUAAUUUGAAGCUGGGAAAACUCAGUUUAUCCUCACCCUGUAGUGAAAGACUUGUAAUAAAACCUGCUAAAUUGCCAA
Periophthalmus magnuspinnatus is the source of this 1159-nucleotide messenger RNA. It is a transcript of the gene alyref, whose product is annotated as Aly/REF export factor. Gene Ontology annotation, molecular function: mRNA binding. Gene Ontology annotation, biological process: mRNA export from nucleus. Gene Ontology annotation, cellular component: nucleus. Bases 102 to 908 code for a protein of 268 amino acids. The transcript is spliced from 6 exons. Lineage: Eukaryota; Metazoa; Chordata; Actinopteri; Gobiiformes; Gobiidae. The record is from RefSeq and is a predicted model, not a curated record.